Molecule: messenger RNA, 1254 nt
Organism: Chanos chanos (milkfish)
Lineage: Eukaryota; Metazoa; Chordata; Actinopteri; Gonorynchiformes; Chanidae
Gene: rassf7a
Product: Ras association domain family member 7a
Exons: 5
Coding region: 1-1254 (417 amino acids)
Biological process (GO): signal transduction
Source: RefSeq, a predicted model, not a curated record
AUGGAACUCAAGGUGUGGGUGGAUGGUGUUGUGCGGGUGGUUUGUGGCUUGUCAGAGGAAACUUCCUGUCAAGAGGUUGUCAUCGCACUAGCACAAGCUAUUGGUCAAACAGGUCGAUAUGUUCUGGUCCAGAGGCUCAGGGACACAGAGCGCCAGCUUCUGGCAAACGAGCGACCGCUUGAAUCCUUGGCCAAGCUCGGCCAGCAUAGUAAUGAGGUCCAGUUUUUUCUGCGUCGCACGGGCCCGAGUAGCAGUGAAGGCGGGAGCCAGGACCGAAGCCUCCUUCUUAACCGACCCCCUGAGCCAGAGCCCCCUAAACCAAAACCAAAAAAGUCUCUAACUUUCAAUCUUGGACCAUCAAGUUCUCCCAGAACCAAACCCAAGCAUACUCAAAAGUCGCCCAGAGAUUCUCCUGAGCAGAGGGCUUCUCCGGUCUCGUCCUACGUCGUUCAGUCCAAAGAGGAGGUGUUCCGACAAGUUCUGCAGCAGCAAGAGAGACUCAAAGCUCUCGAAGCCCAGAUGGAGGCUCUGGAACACGAAAGCCAGGAAUGGGAGCAGCCCUCUGCCCCCGAGUCCCGCCUGCAGGAAGAACUGGACGUGUUGGAGCGGACUCUCCGACAGAACCAGGCCGAGCUGGCGCAUGAGGACUACUGGGAGGAAGAGCUACGCGUGGAGACAGAGCGGGAGCGCGGCAUGAGGCGGCGGCUUGGAGAACUUCACGCUAAGCUGGACGACUGUGGCCGACGGCUUCACGAUUUCAACACCCGAUCCAUGCAGCUUGAGCAGGACAUCCAAAGGGAGAGCCUUGCAAGUGGGGCCCAGCCUGGCCAGCUGGGGUCAGAUGAAUCAAUGGAUAUGGUGAAAGAAGAGCUGCAUAACCAGCAGAGGCACGGACUAGAACUGGAGACAGAAGUGACAGAAACAGAGAGAGCUUUGGGGAAGGCCGAAAUGCUGCUGCAGGCGAAGCAGGAGGAGCUAGAGGAACUGAAUAAGGAGCUUCGACAGUGUAACUUACAGCAGUUCAUUAAGCAGACUGGCAUCUUACCUGCCCAGUCACAUUCACGUCUAGAUCUCCACGAGCAGCUCGAGCAACUGGAGCUGGAUCAUUUACUGCAGGACCAAUACAGGAGCAGUGAUUCAGCCCCACGGCCUACGGCCAAACAGUUCCUGGGACACCCACGUAACCUCCAACAUCCGCUAGUGUCCAGCCUAAACCCUGAGGUCCUGACAUCAAGGGAGUCAUCAUGGAGGUAA